Molecule: messenger RNA, 1926 nt
Organism: Penicillium psychrosexuale
Lineage: Eukaryota; Fungi; Ascomycota; Eurotiomycetes; Eurotiales; Aspergillaceae
Product: isocyanide synthase family protein
Exons: 8
Source: RefSeq, a predicted model, not a curated record
AAGUACAAAAAUAACGAGGAAGAGGGAAGGGGGAGGAAGGAGGCGGCAAAUGGAGUUUUAACGGCGAAUAAACAUGAAGGCUAUGAGCAUAAGAAACCAAGAGCAAAGUUGCAAGAGAAAGCCACCAGAUUCCAAUACAAGUUACCAGGGUACCACCCCUAUAAAUCACGAGUACAUUCGAAUACCAAAUCUACCCCUUCCCAAUCCCUAGCUGCCAUUGACUUUCCCGCUCUCAUCUACCAUGAGCUACAUCAAAAUGCUAGCGACAACGGUAGUCAAAACAUAAUUCCUUUCGACUGUAUCACCCCCGUCCCAAAGACACGAGCCUCAUUCCUCCCCAAACCACAACCAGUCGCUUCAAAGCCAGAAACCACCACCGACACUCAUCUCGACCCACCGGCAGUAUGUUCCACCUUAGCCCGCCUAAAGGCAGAGGAAAUAAUGAACAUCGUGGAGCGCUACGGCUCCCACGAGCGCACAACCACAGCCGGAGAAUGGCUGGGCCGGUCAUCGUUUACGCCGCGUGUCCAGACACAUGUUGCAGCCAACAGAGCAAUUCCUAUGGUUCUACCUGCUUUUCCGAUGAAGAGCAAUAACCGCAUGGACAAGGUGCUAGGUUCACUUCCAGAUUUGGGGGAUGAGCUUGGGUUAGCGCGGUUAGUGAAUCUUUGUCGGGAUAUCAAGGCUGUUUACCCGCCUGGUGCAGUUGUGGUUAUGGUUACGGAUGGGAUUUGCUAUAAUGAUCUUACGGGGAUUUCUGAUGAGGAGGUCUGGGAAUAUGGGAAUCGACUGCGGAAGAUCACCGUUGAGAAGGGAUAUGCUUGCAUUCAGUUCCAUCGUAUUAUGAAUAUGCUGGGUCUUUACACUAGCGCCCAUAUUUCAAAAUCGGAUUAUGUGAAGCUCUGUGGUUUAUCCAGGGCUGAACUCCAUCGACGGUGUGGGCGGCCGGGGUUUGAUGUCGAUAAGUUUUUGAAAAAUGAUGAGGAUUAUCUCAGGACUUAUAAUGGAUAUGACAAGUUCAUGAAAGUCGAUCUAAAAUUCAGCCCAGUGACUAAAGAUUGCGCCGGUCCUAAACAAUAUAAGAGGAGGAUCAAGAUUAUCGCAAAAGCCAUGAUUGUCCGCGGAGUGGAGUACGCAGAGCUAGUACGUCAAGUUUACCCCGACUCACUGCGUCUCUCCAUUCAUCCCUCAUCGGGGCAGACAAAGCUCUCCUGUCCCCUUAUUCCGCAGAAGAACUCAUUUUCCAUGAGCCCUUGGCACUGUAGUGUGGCAGUGACAACCGCAGGGGAAUUCAUAACAGCUCACCAAUCCGUACAUCGGCAGAAGUUCGACCUCAUUAAAAAAGAUGGACAACCAUAUUUCUUCCGUGAGAGCUCGUCGCUUUUUAAUUGGGACGCCAGAGUUGAUUUUGAGCAUCAUUAUGGGCAAAAAUUGGUUGUUAGGGCACAAAAACAGAUUGAUCAAGAACUAUCUGACUCGGAUUUGGACAAAUUGGCACUUUUGGCAAUUCAACAAAGAAUUAGCCCAGUGACAGAUAGCACUGGUACCAGUAUGAAAGCUCUCAUUAUAGCGAAUUACCUGAAAGACCUCAGGCCACUGAAGAGUGCGCUCAACCAUUGCACCCUUGCAACUGCCUGUGAUUUCGCUCUUGAAGGCCGUGAGCCUCCUUAUCUCAAAGACCAGAGGCAGGGACUGGUCACCGGCGUGGUCGACGAAGAAGUAGCCGAUCAAGCACUGGCGGAGCCUCAAGAAGACAAUGUGCAGCCCGUGGUGGAGAGGCUUAUGGAGCGUAAUAUGCUACCCCCGGCCAUAGGCCAUGUCGAUGUAUACAGCUGGCUAAUUGAAAUCGUGGCUUAUAACUGGCUGACGCACCCGGAUGAGUUUGAUUUCGAUCUCGUGGCGCAGGUGCUUGCAUUUUUGACUUAG